AUGGUGUCAAUUCUUGGCCGUUAGCUCCAUGCUUUGGCAAAUAAAAAUGGGAAACUUUGGUAUUACCAUUGGAACAUUGUUGGAUUCCUCGCCAACAAUUGAAAAACAAAAAAGUAAUAGCUAACAGAUGUGAACUAAGCACACACGAUCAAGAACAGUGACAAUAAAGAUAAAAAAAUAUUAAAAAGGUGACAAUAAUGAUACUGUCACAGUGACAGCUUAUCGUCAAAAUCGAUUCAAAAUAAUUCUGUUUGUUAUAAAUUAAACCCACCAAGAAUUCUAUGCACUUGAUCACUCCACUUGAAAAGAAAAUUGCAUAGGGAGUUGAAAAUGAGUAAUAUACUUGUACCAAUACCAUCACCAGCUCCAGCCCCUCUCUUCGAUCUACCUUCUGGUUUAGCUUUUGACGAAUCUACACCACCAUGGAUGAGCAAAGCUGAUAAUGCGUGGCAAUUAACAGCAGCAACAUUUGUUGGUCUACAGAGUAUUCCAGGACUCAUGAUACUAUAUGGUGGAGGGGUUAAAAAGAAAUGGGCUGUAAACUCGGCAUUCAUGGUACUCUACGCUUUUGCUUGUGUGCUUUUUUGUUGGGUUACUUGGGGUUACAGGAUGUCUUUUGGAACAGAACUUGUACCUUUUUGGGGAAAGGCUAAUAUUGCCUUGGAUCAAAAGUUUCUGUUUGAUCAAGCAUUUUUUGGCAAGUUUCCUACUGCAACCAUGGUGUUUUUCCAAUCUGUUUUUGCAGCGAUUACUUUGAUUUUGAUUGCUGGUGCCUUGCUUGGGAGGAUGAAUUUUUAUGCUUGGAUGAUGUUUGUACCUCUAUGGCUAACCUUUUCAUAUACUUUUGUGGCGUUUAGUAUAUGGUGUCCUAGUGGUUUUCUUUUCAAGAAUGGCCUCAUUGAUUAUUCUGGUGGUUAUGUGAUUCAUUUAUCUGCUGGAGUUUCUGGUUUCACAGCUGCCUAUUGGGUUGGUCCAAGACUGACUAAAGACAGAGAGAGAUUUCCUCCAAACAACAUCAUUCUUAUGUUAGCAGGAGCAGGAUUGCUGUGGAUGGGUUGGACAGGAUUUAAUGGAGGAGACCCUUAUGCAGCAAGUGUCGAUGCAUCCUUAGCCGUCUUAAACACUCAUGUCUGCACUGCUUCUAGCUUGCUUACUUGGCUAUUAUUGGAUGUCGUAUAUUUUGGCAAAGCUUCUGUUAUUGGUGCUGUUCAAGGCAUGAUCACCGGUUUAGUCUGCAUCACUCCUGCUGCUGGGGUUGUGCAAGGAUGGGCAGCAAUACUAAUGGGUAUAUGUUCAGGUUCAAUUCCUUGGUUCACCAUGAUGGUUGUGCACAAGAAAUCCGAACUUCUCCAAAAGGUUGAUGAUACAAUGGCUGUUUUACAUACUCAUGCCAUUGCAGGAAGCCUUGGUGGAAUCCUGACAGGCCUCUUUGCAGAACCAAGGUUAUGUUAUUUGUUCUCUGGAACAUAUGGGCAAUAUAUUGGCCUAUUUUAUGGUUUUCAAAUGGGACAAGUCCAUGACGGAUUUCGACAAAUAGGAAUUCAACUUUUGGGAAUUAUAUUUGUCAUUCUUGUAAAUGUUAUAUCGACAAGCAUAAUAUGUCUGUUAAUUCAACUUGUCGUGCCACUAAGGAUGUCUGAUGAAGAUAUGGAGAUUGGAGAUGAAGCUGUUCAUGGAGAAGAAGCUUAUGCUAUUUGGGGCCAUGGAGAUAGGCAUGAGAAUUCUUGGCGUGUGAAUUCAGCUAAUCCUGAAACUGAAUUGCCAGUAACGAGAAGGAAGAAUGCAACUGGUCAAGUUGAAAUGACAUGAGAUCUCGUAUGCAUCUGCUUGGGACAAUAUAAAAUAUCGUGCUGAAAGUUGUUUAAAUUCUGAUCAAUUUACUUGUUUUCUCUGGCUUGUAUUUUAACACGAAAUAAAUUUACAAUUAAAUUAGUUGU
Ricinus communis (castor bean) is the source of this 1937-nucleotide messenger RNA. RefSeq names its product ammonium transporter 2 member 5. Gene Ontology annotation, cellular component: plasma membrane. The record is from RefSeq and is a predicted model, not a curated record. Lineage: Eukaryota; Viridiplantae; Streptophyta; Magnoliopsida; Malpighiales; Euphorbiaceae. Bases 331 to 1809 code for a protein of 492 amino acids. Gene Ontology annotation, molecular function: ammonium channel activity. The transcript is spliced from 3 exons. Gene Ontology annotation, biological process: ammonium transmembrane transport.